AUGAGCAAUGUGUCUCUCUCGAAUGAACGACAGUCAUCAGAAUUCACUGUCGAACGAAAUUCAGACUUUGAAAACUCCAUUUAUUGGAUAGCUAAAAUUAGAACUUUGGAUUUUGAAGAACCGAUGCUUUUUGUCCAGUGUGGUCUUUUUAAAUUUAACACUCUAUGA
Molecule: messenger RNA, 168 nt
Organism: Pediculus humanus corporis (human body louse)
Lineage: Eukaryota; Metazoa; Arthropoda; Insecta; Psocodea; Pediculidae
Exons: 2
Coding region: 1-168 (55 amino acids)
Source: RefSeq, a predicted model, not a curated record